UAUCCCUCUGAAAAAAAUGAGGAAGUAGAAUCUUUAUAGCAAUGCAAGAGACAGUGAAGUUGUUUUUCGAUUUUCUUGCUUGUUAUAUCAAUGUAAUUUGAUUUUAUUGUAUGCCAUUCCUGCUAACAUGGAAACACUUAGUCUUGUGCUCCUUCUUUGUGCAUUGCAAGGCAUAAUAGUUUAUGGAACUUGCAUUAUUAAAAUAGAUCCAACUAAAGGUAGAAACCAAUUGAAACAUUUCUGGAAAAGCACUGGAUUUUGUCCUCCUUUGCCACAUGACAAAUCAGAAACCUAUUUUCUUGGUAAGGACCAGCAAUUGAAUCUGGCAUACAUUUCUUCCAUUCCCUUGAAAGGCAUUGAACAAGUAAGAGUUCACUGGUUAUUGGAUCUUGUAACAGUUUCAGCAAAACUACAAUAUGACUUUACAAAACUUGAUACUUUUAUAGAUCUUCUGAUGGCGAAUGGCUUAGUGCCAGGUUUUGAACUGAUGGGCAGCCCAUCUGGAUAUUUUACUGAUUUUGAAGACAAACAGCAAGUGAUGGAAUGGAGGAACCUGAUAUUUAGGACAGCUCAAAGAUACAUCAAAAAAUAUGGUUUACUGCAAGUUUCCCAGUGGAAUUUUGAAACAUGGAAUGAACCCGAUAAUCAUGACUUUGACAAUGUUUCUGUUACUAUCAAUGGUUUCCAGAACUACUAUGAUGCUUGCUCUGAGGGGUUAAAGCAAGCAAGUCCAUUACUAACAUUUGGAGGCCCUGGCGAUUCCUGUAGAUCACCACCUAGAUCCCCAAUCUGUUGGAGCCUCCUAGAACACUGCUACAAUGGAACCAAUUAUUUUACUGGUGAGAAAGGGGUGAGACUUAACUACAUAGCUCUGCAUAAAAAGGGAGCAGGAGGUUCUUUUUAUAUACUGGAGCAAGAAAUGGAGACAGUGAAUGAAAUCCAGAAACGUUUCCCACUUUUUAAAAAUGUUCCUAUAUACAAUGACGAGGCAGAUCCAUUGGUAGGAUGGUCCACCCCACAGUCGUGGAGGGGUGAUGUCACAUAUGCAGCCAUGGUAGUAAAGAUAAUAGAUCAACACUUGCAACUUCUAUCAAAUAAAAGUAACAGCAUCAACUACUCAUUGCUAAGUAAUGAUAAUGCCUUCAUGAAUUUUCACCCACACUACUUCUCUCAGAGGACCUUAACGGCAAGAUUCCAAAUGAACAACACUAAUCCACCCCAUGUCCAGAUGGUGAGGAAGCCUGUGCUAACCGUAAUGGGCUUUCUAGCUUUAUUAGGUGAAGUUCAGAUUUCUACUGAAGUUCUAAUAACUGAUUCUAAUGCAAAGAACAGUAACAUUAUUGGGGCCAUCGGCAGCACCCAUGAACCAGAGAAAGGAGAACUGGCCGAUAGCUGGCAGUCAACAAUACUUUGUUAUGCUUCUGAUGAUAACAAAACUUCCCCUACUAUAAAUUCCAUUACAGUAAAUAUGACAAAUUUUCCAAAAUCCAAAGAUCUUGUGUAUGUAACAUAUUACCUUGAUAACAAUUUAACCAACCCAUUUGUGGAAUGGCAGAAGGUAGGAAGCCCUGACUUUCCAACAAUCAAGCAAUUUCAACAAAUUAGGGACAUGGAGGAUCCGAUCAGAAAAGGUCCUAUAGCUUUCCCCAAAGAUGGAAACUUGCUUUUAAAAGUUCAACUGCCAAUUCCCUCUGUUUUUCUCAUUCACAUUUGUGAGAAGCCACAUUCAGCUCCUAAUAAGGUAACUGGCCUUCAUUUUCUACCGCUUACAAAGGGUGAGGUAGCAGUAAUUUGGAGUGAUGAACACAUUACAUCCAGAUGCCUGAAGACAUUUGAAGUGGAAUUUUCAGAGACUGGAUCAACUUACGGUCGGAUAAAUAAAAAAGAUACCAUGUUUAACUUGUUUAUAUUUAGUCCAGAAAGUGCUGUUGUGUCUGGGUCAUACCGUGUCCGUGCUAUAAACUACUGGGACGUUCCUGGACUGUACAGUCUGCCUCAACAAUACACUGAAACUUUGUUACAAUAAUUACAUCAAAAGGACUAGUAACUGAGACAGAAACAAAAGGCUGCUGCCAGCCUUUCAGACAGACCUUUCUCUAGAUGCAUAAUUGCAUCAUGUUUUGGAGGAGUUUGUUGAAGAUGGCCUAAGCAGCUGUAAUCUGUAAUGGUUUCCCUUUUUAUGUCGUGCUUUCCCAGUAUCUGCCAACCUUCCUUCAAAAGGGUUGUAUUACAGGGCGAAGACAAUGACAAUGUUCAAGGUUGGUUAUGGGGCUGCUACAUUUUAAACAUUUAUCUGAGGUGGUUCCAAAUUGAUAUUUUUGGGCUCAAGUUAAAUGUGAAUGAUUUAUCAUUUGUAUGGCCACCUCUUGGUGACCUUGGUGACUCUUAUGACCUUCAUGAUACGAAAAUGGUAUUCAAGGAUGGCAUUUGCUUUGGUGUGUGGAAUGAGAGCCAUUCAUAAGGUUAAUGUUGAGUAUUUAUGUUUACAGGAUUCCUUAUUUGUCUGUGUAUUUGAGAAGUUGUUUUUCUAGUCUUUUGAGUCUUCCAAAAUGAGUUCAAGGGUUGACCUUGUCCAUGGCUGUCAUCUGGUGCUCUAUCUGUUUAGUGAAAUGUGAUAAUUUAUGUAAGUUCAAGGGGAAGAGAUUGAGUAAAAGGAAAUUUGGUACUGGGUAGCACCAUUAAUUUGUAAUUAGUUACAUUUUCUUUAUGUUAUCAUGUUUGGAACAAUAGGUUGUUUCUGCCAUGGAAUUGUAUAGGGACAAAAGGAGUCUCACAGAGUGCUUGGCUAUAUGUGUGGAUGAAUAAGGGUUGGCUUUGAGAAAUGUCUUUGAGAGAUGAGUGGAGAGUGAAUAUGAUUUAAGGUAAGGCAUUCUGUCAAAAUUUGGUUCAAGGCAACCAUGCUGUAACUUUCCCUAGGUAAUAGGAAUCACAUGUAUAUCCUAAUAUAUACUUUCAUACUUACCAUAUACUUUGAUCUGUUUGAACUGAAAUGUGCUUAUUCCAGCACGUUUAUUGUUCCAAAUAAAAGAUCCUAUUUUUAGU
Messenger RNA from Xenopus tropicalis (tropical clawed frog), 3042 nucleotides. It is a transcript of the gene idua, whose product is annotated as alpha-L-iduronidase. The coding region runs from base 128 to 2026 and encodes 632 amino acids. Gene Ontology annotation, biological process: carbohydrate metabolic process. NCBI's taxonomy places the organism in Eukaryota, Metazoa, Chordata, Amphibia, Anura, Pipidae. The record is from RefSeq and is a predicted model, not a curated record. Gene Ontology annotation, molecular function: hydrolase activity, hydrolyzing O-glycosyl compounds; xylan 1,4-beta-xylosidase activity. The transcript has 14 exons.